CUUGGGAGCUUUACCAUCGUCUAUGCUUCUGCCUAUCCCAAUCCCACUCCCUGGACCUCUUGCAGGUGGAGAAUCAGAGCAAGGCUGAGGCACGAGCAGGGGCGGAUGCAGCUGGUGACGGGAUGGGGGGUGCAGGAGGUGUGGGGGCGGUGAGAGCAGGGGAUGAGGGCGCGAGUGGGGGCAGAGAGGGGGACGAGGACGGAUGGGAGUGUCCGGGGACGGAUGGGCAGGGCAGUGGGGAUAGGGAUCGGGAAGGGCAUGGGGAGGCUGAUGGCGAGGGGGAUGACGGGGGGGAUGGUGAGGAGGAUAGGGAUGGUGAUGAUUGCAGUGAUGCUGGUGCUGAUACGGAUGCUGGCGGUGCUGAUGCUGAUGCUGAUGCUGAUGCUGGUGCCGGUGCUGGUGCUGGUGCUGGUGGGGCAGGAUUGCCAGGCACAGCCACAGCUAUGGGGAUGGAUGAAGGGGCGGAUGAACUGGAUAGUGACUCCGAUGCUGACGAUGAUGAUGACGCCAUUCACCAUGCCUUCCCAUUGGCCGGUUCCUCUCGCCACACCCAUGCCGUGUCGGCCCAUGCAUGGAAACACCCAUCCCACCCGCACGGCCUUGCACAUGGCAUCGCGCACGGCACCUUGCACACACGUGGCAGCGGGCGACCAACAAGUGUGGCGGUGGGGCAUGGCAGCUCGCAUUCACGCGGGACACCGUCGCACUUACCUCGCACCACAUCACCCCACCGCUCCGCACCGUUAUCUGCUGUUUAUGCUACCAGUGAAGGCGCUGCUGCUGCUGCGGCUGCCAGUGGAGUGGCAGCGCUGGUGGAGGCAGCGAGGGCCAUGGUGAAGCAGGAGGCGCUGGAGGCGGCAGCUCAAGAGACGCACGCCAUGGCGCCUCUUCCUUCCACUUCACAAGCACUACCCGACACUGCUGCUCGCGUGCACAUGGGCCCAGAUGAACCAGAGGGGGUAUUGAGAGGCGACGUCGCAGCAGGUGCAGCAGCAGCUGGUGGUGGCGCUGACAUGGCAGCACGUGCAGCAGCAGUUGACAGAGCUGCCAGGGAGGGUGCCGUUGGUGCCUUGCCCAUGAGCGUGUCGAGAGGCGCAGGUCGAACGGAUGGGGUUCCAGGCAAUGGGCUGUCGAUGGUUGGCGCCUUGUUGCGAGGGAAGCGCGGCGCAGAUGACCAGCUGGUGCAGGAGAAAACGAAACUGCUGAGAAGGUUCUGGAUUGAUCUGGAGGCGGGACGGCAGGGGGGGGAGAAUGGGCAGCUUCAGCCUCCUCCUCAGCACCCCCAGCAGCACGCACAGGAGCAACGCGAAGAGAGUGUGCCGUCCAGAGCGCAUGGAGGGGGCAGUGGCGAGCGAGACGAUGUGGACGUGGGGUGCACGGGCAGUGCUCCUGCUCAUCCUCGCAGGGGCCCUGGUGGGCGAGACGGUGCUGCCGAGGACGCCGUGCACGCCCGCUGCUCAAGUGGUGCCCCCGCGCCUGCUGCUGCCCGCAUGCCGCAUGCCACGCCACCCGACCCUGUGCCUGCUGGAGAGACGGCGGAGAGGAUGGAAGACUGUGGUCCCUGGCAGCUCCAACAGCGGCUGCUCGUGCUCCACCACAUGCAGCAGCAGCUGCAGCACGGGCAGCAACAGAUGCAACAACAGACUCAGCAGCAGCAGCUGCAGCACGGGCAGCAACAGAUGCAACAACAGACUCAGCAGCAGCAGCUGCAUCAGGAGGAAAGGCAGCAGCAGAAUCAGCAGCAGCAAAACAACGUGCUGAAACCCGGGAAGCAGCGGCAUUGGCUUGCACGGUUACAAGAGAAACAACAAGAGGUGGAGUUGCAAGUGGGGGAGGGGAGAGAGCAGCGAGCAUGUGGACGCCCGGCAGCUGAGGAAGGGAAGGCGGGCAGGGGAAGGGCUAGCGACCUGUUUGGUGAGGUCCACGGUCACGUGCAGGCGCAGCAGCCAUUGUGGCAGCAGGAGAAGGACAUGAGGUACGGUGCGGCGCCUGACAGCAGAGUGCGACACGGCGGGGCGAUGCCGCUCGGGAGCUUCUCGCUGCCUCCUGCACCCACCGCCCGUGCACUGGCCGCUGAAAGCCCGGCAGCCAACAACGCGUUUCCUGCAAGUGCAAGUGGCCCACACCAGCACAGGGGGCUGCCCCAAACUGAUCUCAAUAUCGGGUAA
This is a messenger RNA of Closterium sp. NIES-65, 2168 nucleotides long. NCBI's taxonomy places the organism in Eukaryota, Viridiplantae, Streptophyta, Zygnematophyceae, Desmidiales, Closteriaceae. The record is from the annotation of a GenBank genome assembly.